GUAUCUUAAACAGUGUAAAAUUGUUUUAAAUCUUGGUUUGACUGAGUAUAAUGACUGGGACUAGGAAAAACAAACAGAAGUAGCGGAAAAAGUACAAAAGUAGCAGUAGUAUAAGUGGUAGUGAAACUAGCCCCGAUUCAAUACAUUUUAAAGGUGAGGACAGUUUGAAUAGUAUUCAUCAGAACAUCGAAGGUGAUGUUACGGUGAGUGAUUUACUCAGUGACGAAUUUGAAGAGGCACAUUACACCCAAUCUAGAACUCAUAAGCAAUUACUGGAAGCCAAUAUGGAAGAUCCGUUAUUUGAUUCAAACGGGGAACUGAACAGCAAUAUUACAUAGGAAGAAAUUUUGGAAAUUGUGCGUGCGAAAUCAAAAUCUGCAAGUGGUUAUGAUGAAAUCCCUCACAAUGUACUGAAGUUCCCGCUUGUUAUUAGGACACUACAGAACCUUUUUCAGCUAAUAUUUGAUACAAGUACUAUACCGCCUGUUUGGCGAAAGGCUGUUAUAUGUCCUAUUAUCAAAGAUCACUCAUCUGAUGCCCGACUACCUAUGAACUACAGAGGGAAUAGUUUUCUAUCAUGUAUCAGUAAACUUUAUAGUGUUUUUAUUAACAAACGCUUAGUCAGUUUUCUUGAAAACCAAGAAGUUCUUGUAGAUGAGCAAAACGGUUUCCGAAGACAUAAAUCAUGUGAGGAUCAUAUUUUCACUCAAAACAGUGUAAUUAGAAAUACAGAAUCACUUUUUGUAGCGUUUAUUGACCUGAACAAGUGUUUUGACGUUGUAGACAGAAACAUGAUGUUGUACAAACUCUUGUUACACGGCGUGGAUGGUAAAAUUUACCAUUAAAUCCGGAGUAUAUACCAGUCCUCAGAAGCUUGUAUCCGAUUGAACGGAAAACUUACACUUGGUUCUACUGUAAAACAGGCGUAAAGCAGGGAGAUAAUCUAUCACCAACACUUUUCUCCAUAUUUAUAAACGAUCUCGUGAAGGAAAUCAAUGCUCUUGGCCUUGGGACAGACCUCCUUGAUAGGAAACUAUCUGUACUACUUUAUGCGGAUGAUAUCGCCCUAAUGGUCAAAAGUCCAGAAGAUCUACAUGUAUGUUGGACAAGCUUCAUCAGCGGUGCAAGAGAUGGAGAGUAUUGUUCAACACGGAUAAAUCAAAGUGUGUUCAUUUCAGGAAAGUGAGAAGGAAACAGACAAAGUUUGAGUUUGUUAUCGGCAAAAAAAGAUUGGAGAAAGUUGACCAAUACAAAUAUUUAGGUGUAACGUUCACCUUCAGUGGAAACUUCACAGAGAAUGCAGAGAUUCUUUCAAAAGCUGGGGGAAGAGCGCUUGGAAAGAUAAUCUCCAAAAUACAUACCAAUAAGGACUUUGGAAUUAAAGCAAAUGAGAAGUUGUAUUACUCCUGUGUAGUCCCCUUUCUGGAUUAUGCAUCGGGAGUAUGGGGAUACAGCAAAUACCAGGCCGUUGAAAAUAUCCAAAACCAAGCAAUCCGAUAUUUUUUGGGAGUGCAUCGUUUUGCACCUAGACUCGCCCUAUACGGAGAUAUUGGUUGGAUUCCUAGCUAUUAUCAACGGUGGAUGAACAUGAUCCGUUAUUGGAAUAGAAUACUUACGAUGGAUACUGACCGUAUCACGAGGCUCGCAUUCGAUAUGGAUUACAGGUUUUGUUCUAACAACUGGUGCAGUGAAAUCAAGGAUAUAUUCCAAAAACUCGAAUUAGAACAUGUCUUUAACUCACAGGUACCUGUGGAUAUGAAAACGGCUGAACUGUGUAUAUUACGUUAUUACUCAUCUCUAUGGGAAGACGCUGUCCAAAAUGUUCCAAAACUCCGUACAUACGUAACCAUAAAAUCCACCUUCGAACAGGAGGAAUACGUGAAACUAAAUCUAAGCAAAACGGAACGCUCACACCUCGCCCAGUUAAGGUGUGGUAUUUUACCUUUGCGAGUAGAGACAAGACGCUACAUUGGGGAACGACCAAAAGAGAGAGUAUGUCAAUUCUGCGAUGCCGGCCACCCAUACGAAAAUGUGUAGUUGACCGUCAACUAGUCGUCAACUAGCCGUCAACUAGUCGUCAACUGAUAAUGCGAAAACAGUUGACCACUCGGAGUUGAAUGCUUUUCUGAAAAGCGAUCAACUGAUUUGCAUAAAACGGCCAGUUGACCAUUAGUUGAAUGCUAAUACUUUGAAAUUUCAUGCAAAACAAGAGUUGACCACUAGUUGAACACUCCGACUUGUUAGAAAAUUUCUCCCACGCUACAUUUAUGUUGGGCUCAAAAUUACAUUAUCAUAGAUCGGGUUUGUUAUACCAU
Saccostrea cuccullata (small rock oyster) is the source of this 2315-nucleotide messenger RNA. RefSeq lists its product as uncharacterized. The transcript has 2 exons. The record is from RefSeq and is a predicted model, not a curated record. Lineage: Eukaryota; Metazoa; Mollusca; Bivalvia; Ostreida; Ostreidae. The coding region runs from base 1099 to 2037 and encodes 312 amino acids.